CAUUACGGACAUACCGUAUGUCAAUGUCUCCCUGGGGCGGGUGUUACAGAACCGGAACAGUAUGUUGUGGGUUCAUAUCCCGGGAUGGGAAAUGCCAUCGAGCCCGACAUCCAAGUCGAAUUGACCAAAGUAACAGGAAUUGCGUAAACUUCUUCUUGAAAACAAGUUUUCGGCAGCGAGGGAAGCAGUUUUCAGUGGAUAACUAUGAGACAAGCGCCGGGCAGCACACUGACCUAUGGGAGAUGUGAUACAGGACGACUGGCACGGAGAGACUAAAUCCAAUUUAAACAACACGAAGGAUUUCUAAAAUUAAUCGAUAAAAGAAUCUUGGCAUUAAGUUUUGCAGAGGUCAGACACCGUGGUUUGAUUGUAACGCACUAGGUAGUACGACCGACAAAAACGAUUGUUAUUCAAGUAGCGUAAAGGAAUUUAACGUAGUUUAAAAGGUGUCGAAAAAGUGAAAAAUAAGUUAACCUACUUUAGCUCUAAAAUAAACAAAAAUGGCCAUGUUACAUUCAGUGAUUUUAUUUUUCCGGUUGUUGCAGGAAUUCCUUGAUUCUUUGGUUACAUAUUAAUACUUUCAAAUAGCACAGGGUUUUAGUCAUAUAAUGCAUAACCUAGUUAUUUUUUAAUUAAAAUUUAAAACUAUUACGGUUUCUGUAUUUUGAAAAUAUUUUCAUUUUACUUUUAAAGUUUCACAUUACAUUUACUGAAAAUAGCCUCGAUUAAAUGAAAUACUGUCAGGUAGGGCCUAUAACUGAAAAUCGUUACUGCAGAAAGUGUGAAAUUCUCUCAAAAAGUGAGCGUUGACUACCCCGCGAUCCCGGGAUACCUCAGCGGGCUGCGUCUGGCUUCGUCUGCAGUUUGAGCUGAUGGGGCGUCUUUGGGUCCUGGGGCUGCUUUUCUGGGCUUCGCUUUGGCUAAUCCCCGGUCUGCAAUUCCGCUACCACAACACGGUGGAAAUGGAACAGUAUCUGAAAUCGGUCAUUGAUAACUAUCCAUCUUUUACGCACUUGCAUAGCAUUGGGAAAUCAGUGGAAGGGAGAGAACUGUGGGUUCUUGUUCUUGGUAAGUUUCCCACAGAGCACAAGCUGGGGAUCCCGGAGUUCAAAUACGUCGCAAACAUGCACGGUAAUGAGGUGGUGGGGCGUGUUCUGCUGCUUCAGCUGAUUGAGCACCUCACCAAGAACUACCUGAGAGACCCCUCGGUCACGCUGCUUCUCAACAGCAGCCGCAUUCACAUCCUGCCCUCCAUGAACCCGGACGGCUUUGAGGCCGCCGUGCCCGGCUGCCUGCGCACCAAGGGGAGGUACAACAAACAUCGCGUGGACCUCAACCGGAACUUCCCAGAUGCCUUCAGCAGGGGCAAGGAGCAGAUGCGGGAGCCAGAAGUGCAGGCGGUGAUGGACUGGCUGCGCUCAGAGCCCUUCGUGCUGUCGGCUAACCUGCACGGCGGCGAUAUGGUGGCCAGUUACCCGUAUGACAACAGCAACAAAGGAAUUGAGCUGCAGGGAGGGGCCAGCAUCACGCCCGAUGACGACGUCUUCGUCUACCUGGCCAGGACCUACUCUUUCAGCCACACACUAAUGCACAUGGGCAAACCCUGCACGGACUCCACAGGCUUCCAGAAUGGUAUCACCAACGGGUAUCGCUGGUACCGGGUCUCAGGAGGGAUGCAAGACUACAACUAUAUCUGGGGCCAAUGUUUCGAGGUGACACUGGAGCUGUCUUGCUGCAAGUACCCCUCAGAAAAAAUGUUGCCUGGAUUGUGGGCAGAGAACAAGGCUGCACUUCUGGCCUACAUGCAGCAGAUCCACCUGGGUGUGAAGGGGCAGGUGUUGGAUGCGAACAGACUCCCAGUUGCAAACGCACUGGUAGAGGUGCUGGGGAGGAAAAACCAGUACCCUUUCAGGACAAACCAUAACGGGGAGUUCUACAGACUCCUACUGCCUGGAAACUACACCCUAAAGGUGACAGCUGAAGGUCAAGCCCCAGUGAUAGAGACACUCUCCAUUCCAUACGGACCGGACAGGUUCUCUGCACUGAUACAUAACUUCGUCCUUGCUGGGAGUCGGAGAGACCCUGACACUGCAGUCCCGACUGAUUCUGGGAAUGCCAAAGAGUCGCACUUUACACCAAUCCACGGUGCCUGCUUGCUCAGUAGAUACCUCGCUACUUUUCUUAUAUGUCAAGAGCUACUGUGAUAGUAAGCAUCUGGGAAGCCUGCUCCAUUGCCCCCCAUCUGGGAAGUCUGCUCCAUUGCUCCUCAUCUGGGAAGUCUGCUCCAUUGCCCCUCAUCUGGGAAGUCUGCUCCAUUGCCCCUCAUCUGGGAAGACUGCUCCAUUGCCCCUCAGCCUGAGCACACCUCACCAUAGUGGCACAAACUCAUGAGCUUCUACUGAAGCUAGCAAGUGGAAAAAAUCAGAUUUUUAAACAUCUUGCAGGCCCUGAGAUAAAAAAGUCUACAAGUGCUGUACAAGCUAGACCACUGAAUUGAUUCCUCAGAAGUCAGUGUUAUCCCAUGUAACUCACUGGAGAAAACCAAAGGUUAAAAUGAAAAGUUCUGGUUGCAGAGAAGUCACUAAUCUAAUUGUGCUAAAUAACUAACUCAUAAGGGGAUGCCACAAGUUUUCUACACAGAGAGCUUCUUUUUAACUGUUUUUUUUUUGGCCUUUGCAGUAAUGUGAUCACACUCCCUCAUCUUCUAACACACCUUAGUCUGGAGCUCACAAGAUUUUAAUUUUUAUUCAUUAUUGGAGGAAAGCAUGAAAGACGGGAGAUAUUAAUAUCACUAAUAACUUAUAAAACAGAUUUCAUUAUCCGGGAUUUUGUAGGAGACCUAAAACCAAUUUUUUUUUGUGCCCAGAUAUAUAUUUUUUAUAUUUACUUUGUUAAAACAUAAUGUUAUUGACAACCUUGAAAAGGAAUUUUCUUCCCAGUUUAUUUGCAUAUUUUUGAUAUCAAGUAUUAUCAGAUCUUCUUCCAAAAUCUUAAGACAAGUUAGUAAAGAAAGAUGUGCAACAGUCACUUUCCUUGAGGAUAAAAUAAUCCAUUAUCACACUCAAUAACUUAUCGACAUUAUAUAGUAACAUGGUUACAUUUCAGGCAGCACCUCCAUAGGAAUUUCCUUUGGUUUAAGUUUUAUUUGCCACAUACAUGUGUAGUGAAAUGGUUUUGCCAUGUACUCAAUGGAAAUAUGUAAUACAACAAAAAAUAAUAUUAAAAUAUAUAUGUAAAUAAUUGGAACUUAAACAAACAAUAAAAUAAAAUAUCA
This is a messenger RNA of Paramormyrops kingsleyae, 3274 nucleotides long. Its product is annotated as carboxypeptidase M-like. Gene Ontology annotation, biological process: protein processing; peptide metabolic process. Lineage: Eukaryota; Metazoa; Chordata; Actinopteri; Osteoglossiformes; Mormyridae. The record is from RefSeq and is a predicted model, not a curated record. Gene Ontology annotation, molecular function: metallocarboxypeptidase activity; zinc ion binding.